Messenger RNA from Triticum aestivum (bread wheat), 3230 nucleotides. Its product is annotated as CASP-like protein 5A2. The transcript has 4 exons. NCBI's taxonomy places the organism in Eukaryota, Viridiplantae, Streptophyta, Magnoliopsida, Poales, Poaceae. The record is from RefSeq and is a predicted model, not a curated record. Bases 441 to 929 code for a protein of 162 amino acids.
ACAGGUAUACCCAUCCCACAGCGCAAUAUCUCUCCCUCUCUCUCGUUCUGUUCCUCACGAAGCCCUCACCGCCGCCGUGCCCGCCCUCCCCCCCGCGUCGCCGGCCGGAACUGCUCUUCCGCGUACAGAUCCGGCCUUCCCAGGCCUUGUCCCUACGAUUCCCGUACUCGCCGCCGCCGUUACCGCCGUAAGGGAGGAGCAGCGCACCCCCACGCCAAUGACGGCCAAGACGCCCUCCCGAGCAGGAGCAGCAUCCCGGCGGCCGAGCCCCCUCCGCCAAACCUCAACUAGGUUGCUGCUGAAUGUGAGAAGCCAAGUUCAGAAGCCGAAUCCGGGAAGUUUUAGAGAAGUGGAGAUCAGAACAGGCCUUAGGCACUCUGAGUCCUGACUCCCUUGCCAACCUGAGCGCUGCCAACAUAUUAAGCCGUGCACAGUUUUCGAUGGCACUCGCACCACGACCACUGGCCACCACAGUUUUCGGCUGCCGGAUGAUGGCGGUCGUUCUGCAGGCCGCAGCCUUGACUUGCGUUGUGCUCGCAGGCAACCUCUGGUUCUCGACAUUCAUAUUCCUCAAGGCUAUCCUGGCGGCGGAGCUGGCCUUGAAUGCGGCGCGACUGAUCUACGACGCGGCGCAGGUCUUCUUCCAGAAACCGCUGCCGGCCUUCCGCUGUGAGAUGAUGGGGCUUGUCGCCGCUGACUGGGUGAUUAUGCUCCUCCUUUUCGCUGCUGGGUCGAGCUCCCUCGCUGUGGAGGACUUCGUCGAGAACAACAUGAGGCGUUGCGCGUUGCUGCAGCCCGGGACGUGCGAGCGGUACAAGGCCGCCGGCGUACUUACCCUGCUGGCGUGGGCUUUCACUGUCCCGGUGGCCUGCGUUAUGCUCCGUCUGCAAAGGAUCUGGGAUGAAGACGCCGCCGCCGCUGAUGCAUGAUGGGCGGUCAACUUCUACCUAAGAAAGUAAGCAUGAGAGAUUUAUUUGAUACUAGUACUUAGUAAAUAGUUUAGUUUGGCUACUAUCGCUACGACGUCACCAUGUGUACGUACGUGUAGACGUACUACCCCCUAUGAUUAUGACUAGGAAACAUGCCCAUGCGUUGCAACGGGAAAGAAAAAACCUGUUGUUGCCGCCACCGCCCGCUCUGCCUGUCACUUCGGCCAGGCCACAUGGUACACAUGCGCCAGGCCCAGCAGAGCCAUUGGCCUUCGUCUCCCUCAGGUGGGAGUAGAGAAAGCAUAUGAAGAAGGAUAAACUUGUGGAAUUAGUCCGGAUGCAGAUAUGCGGUGCCCAUUCGAUCAUCCACUCCUAAUACCGAUGACACCUAUGCAUGACGCAACCUUUCAUAAUGAUAGGUAUAUAAUGCAAUUACUCUAAAUUGUGUGCAUUUCAAAUCUUCCAAUUUAAGGUUUUAUACAUUUUUCAUAAUCUUCCGGAUGUAAAACUCACUUAUUUUUGAAUUAACUCCUUUUAAAUACAAAACUUGAUUUUGAAAUUUGAAGAAGAGAAGCUAUACUAAAAAUUGCUAGAAAUACUUCAGAAUGUAUUAUUAUGGUGUUGCAUUGAACCAGGAAACCCUUAUGAGAAUUUCCUAUAUUUUAUGUUGAAUUUUGAACCUCCAAAUAACUUAGAUACAUGAUUUGUUGAUUUGAAGCACAAUACAUAUAUAAAAAGGAAAUAGACCCAUUGUUACCUGUUUGCCCCAAAAGUAGCCAUCGAUCUAAAAUCCAUGAGAAAAAGAUCCUGCCUCCAUUAAUAAAAUUAUCCCAAUUUAAAAUCCAUGAAAAAAAAAUCUUGCAUCCAUAAAUAAAUAAAUAAAAAUUCUCCCAGACCCCUCCUUUUCACAGGCAGCAGCUCGACCAGCGCUAACAUUGACCCCCGGGCCCCAACCCAGAGCGCCGUAGCCACGUGGUGCGCACGAGGUCCCUUUCUCUCAAGGCGAAAAGAGCUUUAUUUAUCAACUGGUAACAUGAGUUUUACAAUCAAGGAUUACAGGCUCUCUAAGAGCAUCUCCAACAGGCGCGCUAUAAACGCACCGCGUGGAAAAAGUAGUGGUUUUAGCGCGCGCGCUACCGUUCCCGGCGCUCCAGCGGACGCGCAAAAACCGCGCGCGCGGCAUAUCUAUAAUACCUAAAUAGUUCAUCCCCACUAUGCUAUUUUUCUUGACAUGCAGCCUAUCCACCUCAGCAGGCCUGCCACAUCAACAUUUCAUUACUCGCUUACAGAUGGGUCCGACCACCACAGCAGCCCUGCCACAUCAACUUCUGUUACUGCUUAACCGGCGAACAUAACUAUCUCUCUCUCUGCCUCCCUUGAUAGAACCGGCCAUCUCCCUGUCUUUAACGCUGUUCUUUCCUAUCCCCACUAAAUUAUUACGCCUCUUCCUUCUCCACUUUGCUCCCCUGGCUCUUCCUUCUCCAUUUAAUCCCCUCGCCUGCCUUCUCCAUUGUCGAUCCACUUAGAAGAGAGAUAGAUCUCAAGUGCACUUUGUCUUCCCUGGCACACUUGCCCGCACACUCCACCAAAAUCAGACGCAAAAAAGGGAGAUCCAAUCCAAAGGAAGAAGAAUGGUGAUGGAUCUGACAUUAGUUGGCUGGGUAGUACACACCGAGGAGGGACGCAUCAAUUGGCUCCCGUACAGUUCGUGUGGCAGGGCGCUUCUCUCUCCUCCGUGUGCUCUUUUUCCCCACUACUUGCACCAGAUCAAGGAAAGAAGCAAGGCCACUUGAUAUUGUUUCGUUCCACCAAGUCAACUUGAUAUUGUGGGGAGUAAUUUCUCUUCCCCAUUAGUUCCUCCUCCCGGGUCGGGUCUUUCCUCAUGGGUCGUGGUGAAUGCGUGCUAUCUCUAAACUCAGUCUCCGGGAAAUUAGAUGGCCGACAAGCGAUGGCUCGAUGUGUGGUGAAUUGAUGACAGUUCUCCAUUCUCUAUUCUUUUUUUGUAUUAUUAAUGAUUAAUUUAGACCUUAGUUCGUCUUCAACAGAAAGUCGGAAACAGUACUGCCUCAGCCUUGAUGAUGUUUAUUGGUAUAUGGUUGUAUUAGUAAGGAGGGGUAUCUGAGUAUCUCUUCAAUCAGUCGUGUUAGAACUGGACUGUACAGGAGUGCUUGCAGGGGAAAAUCAGUCGUGUGCAACUGGAAUCUCGGUUUGUCUUUGAUCGCUUAUUCUGUAGUAUUCCCUUGGAUGAACUACAGUACACAUUAAUUCAUUUCAGUUAUCAAUUAUUAUCACUCUGCUUCA